Messenger RNA from Prorocentrum cordatum, 1419 nucleotides. The record is from the annotation of a GenBank genome assembly. NCBI's taxonomy places the organism in Eukaryota, Dinophyceae, Prorocentrales, Prorocentraceae.
AUGGAACGCAUCGCGCGCGUGGCGAGGCACGUGGUCCCAGGCGGUGUGCAGCCCCAGAGCCCGACGAACGGCCUGUGCCCACAGCUCACGUCGGGGUCACAGUCGCCCAUCCUGACGACGCUGAAAGGAAAGAUCGCAGCCCUGGCGAAGGAGAAGACGGCACUGAAAAACGACCUCCUCAAGAACCAUGGCGAAACGAAGAUCCAGGUGGUCACCGUCGAGAUGGCGAUCAACGGCGCGCGGUCCAUGAAGACGAUGGUCACCGACACCUCCGAUCUGGACGCGAACGACGGCAUCAGCUAUCGGGGCAUGUCCCUGUACGACGUCAACAGGGCCCUCCCAAAGGCGCCUGGCGGGUCGUGCGCGCUGCCAGAGGCUGCGUUCUGGCUGUUGCUGACGGGCGAGGUGCCGACCGAUGCCGAGACAAAGGCGUUCACGCUCGAGCUUCACAACCGGAGCGCCGUGCCCGCCAACGUGAUGGCCACGUUGGACUCCGUACCCAAGGAAACGCACCCGAUGACCCAGCUGUCGAUGUGCAUGCUGGCCAUGCAGAAGGACUCGAAAUUCUCCGCCGCGUACGACAAGGGAAUGAAGAAGUCCGAGUACUGGGAGUACGCGCUUGAGGAUGCACUGGACCUGGUUGCCAAGAUCCCCGUGGUGGCAGCCGCCAUCUACCGCCGUACUUUCAAGGACGGCGCUGGACCAGCAUACGACAAGAGCAUGGACUGGGCGGCCAACUACGCAAACAUGCUGGGCGUCAACAGCAGCGAGGAGUUCAAGGAGGUGACCCGCCUGUACCUGAUGUUGCACGCGGACCACGAGGGGGGCAACGUGUCGGCGCACACAGCGCACCUGGUGGGCUCCGCGCUGAGCGACCCCUACUACUCCUGGGCCGCAGGCCUCUGCGGACUCGCGGGGCCACUGCACGGCCUGGCGAACCAGGAGUGCCUCGGCUGGCUGCUGCAGGUGCAGAAGGACCUGAAGGGGCAGACGCCGACGAAGGCGCUCCUCACCCAGUACGCAGAGGAGACCCUGGCCUCCGGAAAGGUGAUCCCGGGAUUCGGCCACGCCGUGCUUCGGAACACGGACCCGCGUUACAUGCUAGAGCGCGAGUUUGCGCUGAAGCACUGCCAGAGCGACCCCCUCUUCCAGCUCGUUGACGCUUGCUACCAGGCCAUCCCAGAGCUUCUACAGAAGAAGGGGAAGGUGAAGAACCCCUUCCCCAACGUUGAUGCCCACAGCGGGCAGCUCAUGCACUUCUACAACCUGAAGGAGGAAAACUAUUACACGGUCGUCUUCGCCGUCUCCCGUGCCAUCGGCGUCAUGGCUCAGACUGUCUGGGCCAGGGCCAUCGGGCUACCCAUCGAGCGACCCAAAUCGGUCCCCUUAGACACGCUGAAGCAGCUUGCGACCAAGUGA